Arachis stenosperma is the source of this 1318-nucleotide messenger RNA. RefSeq names its product 50S ribosomal protein L4, chloroplastic. Gene Ontology annotation, cellular component: ribosome. The transcript is spliced from 2 exons. Gene Ontology annotation, molecular function: structural constituent of ribosome. Bases 155 to 1060 code for a protein of 301 amino acids. The record is from RefSeq and is a predicted model, not a curated record. Gene Ontology annotation, biological process: translation. Lineage: Eukaryota; Viridiplantae; Streptophyta; Magnoliopsida; Fabales; Fabaceae.
AGUAAUAAUGAAGCUAAGCUAAGGUAGCUGGUUUACCAGUUUCCCGAGUAACCACUACUCCCUAUCUAUCUCUUUAGUGGAUAGGAUAGAAGCAGCAACAGCAGAAGCAGAAGAGCGAGUUACUGACUCAGCGAAACUCGGAUAAACCACAACAAUGUGUUCACUCACAACACCAGCCUCAACCUCCCUCUCCUUCUUCUCUUCCUCUAUCUUCUUCAACAAUACCAAAAUCCCCAAACUACCCUCAUCAUCAAAACCCUUCUCUCACUCUCUCUCCGUCGCGUGCAAAGCCGCAACCCUACCGCUUCUCUCAUUUUCCGGCGACAAAAUCGGCGAAGCGCAACUCGACCUCCGCGCCGCCCCACCCGACACCGCACGCGCCGUCGUCCACCGCGCAAUCAUCACCGACCUCCAAAACAAGCGCCGUGGCACCGCCUCAACCCUAACGCGGGCCGAGGUUCGCGGCGGAGGGAGAAAACCCUAUCCGCAGAAGAAGACCGGCCGGGCCCGCAGGGGGUCCAACAGGACACCGCUCAGACCCGGCGGAGGUGUCAUUUUCGGGCCCAAGCCCAGGGACUGGAGCAUCAAAAUAAACAGGAAGGAGAAGAGGCUUGCGAUUUCCACCGCGAUGGCGAGCGCGGCGGUGAACACGUUCGUGGUCGAGGACUUCGCGGAGGAGUUUCAGGGGAAGCCGAAGACGAAGGAGUUCAUUGCGGCGAUGAAGCGGUGGGGACUGGACCCUAAGGAAAAGGCCAUGUUCUUGAUGAUGGAGGUGCCGGAGAACGUUGUGCUUUCGAGCCGGAACAUUGGGACGGUGAAGGUUUUGACGCCGAGGACGCUGAAUUUGUUUGAUAUUUUGAAUGCUGAUAAGCUUGUGCUUACACCUGCUGCUGUGGAUUACUUGAAUAAGAGGUAUGGGGUUGAUUACCAGGGCGGUGAUGAUGAAGAUGAAGAAGAAGAAGAAGAAGAAGAAGAAGAAGAAGAAGAAGAAGAAGAAGAAGAAGAGAAGAAGAAGAAGAAGAAGAAGAAGAAGAAGAAGAUUAUGAAGAUGAAGGAGUAGCAGAAGAAGGACCUGAAACAAACAAGGAGGAUAGUUCUGAUGUGGUAAACUGAGAGGUCUUUGCCGUAUCUUAUAGAGGAAAAAAUGUCCAUACAGUGGAAGGAAGGCCUGAGUUCUUGUUUUUACCAAUUUAAUUUAUGUUUCUUUUUCUUAGGAUUCUAAUCCUAAUAGUGUUUAAAGAUCUGUGCCUUUACCCACAUGUUGUAAUUCAUUGAAUAAUAAUUUUUUGCUGAGUAAAGUAACACUUAGAUUUCUAAA